Messenger RNA from Vicia faba (fava bean), 570 nucleotides. NCBI's taxonomy places the organism in Eukaryota, Viridiplantae, Streptophyta, Magnoliopsida, Fabales, Fabaceae. The record is from the annotation of a GenBank genome assembly.
AUGCACACCAAUGUUGUUUCCUUAGAUACAUACGCUUUGUGUACCACUUUGACCGCUUCAUCUAAACUCCAACACUUCAAUUUUGGAAAACGGAUACAUGCCCACGUGACCAAAUCUGGUUUCUUUUCUAGUGUCUUUGUCGCUUCUGCUCUUAUUCAUUAUUACUCUAAAUCCAUUAAUGUGAAAGAUGCAGCUCUCGUGUUUGAUGAAAUUCCUGACAAGAAUACUGUCUGUGCAAAUGCACUUUUGUCUGGUUAUUCUCAGGCUGGGCUAUGGAUUAAGGGAGUCCAAUUGCUGCAUAGUCUUUUGCUCCGUACUAUGCCUGAUAUAGAGAGUGAUGUGUUUAUGCAGAGUGCCUUGGUUCAGAUGUAUGGAAAAUGUGGAAUGGUAGAGAAGGCUAGGCUGGUUUUCAAGUUGGAUGGAAUGGAGAUUCAAAAUGAAACAACUAGUGACCUUGUGUUAUGGACUUCGAUGCUUGGUGUGUAUGGUAAAAAUGGGCGUUAUAAGGAAGUGAUUGAUUUGUAUAGGGAAAUGUUGCAUGAAGGAAUCAAACCUGAUGGAAUCAUUUAA